CGAAUGGCAACUUGACAGUUGUUGACACUGCGUUACUUAACCUAAAAGUUAAAGUUUGAAUCAGUGUCAGUAUUUAUGCUUGUGAUUUGAACGAUGAUCGUUUAAAAUCGCUUCGAACUCAUAAAUAUUGUUUAACCAUCAUGAAUUUAGCAUCCUAUAACACCUGGGUAGAGCUGUUUGAUGAUGAUAUCGCAGAAAUAUGGCAAUACGAGAGACAGGAAUUACGAAAAGCUGCAAUGGUGAUGACUGCAUUGAGGAAGGAGCUAAAAAAUGUUUAUCAUGGCGUGGAGAAUGAAAUGAAAAAGUUGAGGAAACAGUUGGAACACAAAGAUUUUCUGGAGGAAAUGAAUAAUUCGUAAGAUAAUCAUGGGCUGUCCACAGGGGAGGGGGUCCCCCGAUAAUCCUGUGGACCUUAAAAUUUGCAUAUUUAGAUGAUUUUGUGUUCAAUUUUGGGGAUUCAUAGGAUUUGGUAUUUUACCCUAAGAAAAUGUGCUACCCCCCGAACUGAGCCUAAUACAAUAAAGUUUAAUUUGGGUCUUAAAUGGUGAAGGAUCCUUCAUCCCUGAAUUGAUAUUUGUUUAUAAUAUUGACAAGACUCUUAAUUUAAGAACAGCCAGAGUUCAAUUCAUAAGGCUGUUAUCUACCUGCUUACACAAAGCUAAACGUUUUUGAAUGAUGCAUUGUAUGAACAGACUAUAGUUUUGCCUAUAGUAUGUUACAGGUUAAAUUCCUCUUGACACUUUCAGAUUAUUAUGUACUACUGACACUUUCAGAGUAUUAUGUACUACUGACUCCUUCAGAGUAUUAUGUGCUACAAGUAGUAGCCUGUUGGUGGAUAUUCUAAUGAAACAUACUUUUGUUUUAUUUUUCAGUGGCUGUUCAAAAAUUUCACCCAAAGUGAAAGAUAAAGAAAACAUGGAUAUUCCAAUUGCAAAAACGAGACUAAGCACAACACUAGAAAGUCCAGACUUGUUCAAAGUCAUAGACCAAAAUGUUUCGAAUGAAAACAAUUCCAAUACUUCCUCUACGAUAAUAGACCUUUCUCUGUCCGAUGAAAAUGUUCCAAUCUCUAAGACUGAAUGCAGUCCCACACUUAACAAAAGAAAGAAAAAAUUCAAGCACAAAAACUUGAACAGAAAGUUUGAUGACAGCAUAGAUUUGGGAUUUAAGAGAAAUAUUUUCACUCCCAGAAAAUCUGAUGCUGAUGAAUCUGUGAUAGCUGGUACUCCAGAUGUUUCUUCUAAACCUGUCACAAGUUUGAUUUCAAGUAGAACAACAAAAAAGAGUAGAAAAAAGAAAAAUACAACUUUGACACAGAUGUACCGUAGUGCUUUCUAUAAUCCAUCUAAGAUAAAUGCUGAUGAUGAGAAUGAUUCUGAUGAAACUCGAAUCGAUGAGAGUGCAACUGAAGGGCUUACAGAUUUCUUAGAUUAUAUGAAUCAGGCUGCAGCAAAGCCUAACAUGGAUGACAUUCAGUCAGAAAAUGAGCCGUUAGACAUCUCGUCAUGUAGUAAUGAUGCAUUUUCAAAUGCUAUUGUUCUCAAUGACAGUGACAUAGCUUCACCUCAAGAGAUCCCACCUAAAAGGCAAAAAGUACUACCUAAUCCUGUGGUCAGAGGCAAAGCAAGAAAAUUGUUGCCAGGAUUUUCAUGUCAGGAGUGUCGAAAUUUCUAUAGUAACAUGAAUUUGUCACCAGAAGAGUUGAAAAGGAAAAUGGAUGCUUGCUCUAGACAUAGAUACAAGUACAACCCUCCCCCAGAUACUAUGCCAGGUUAUUGGGAUCUGACAGUCACAUCUCAGGAGGUGCAAGAAAACAGCAAGACAAUUGAAACAAAGUGAUGUUUUAUUGUCUACAGCACCAACAUAGCUAACAUAUCAUAUGAAAUACAAAAUAACUAAAAUUACUUAUUAUGAACGUCCUCCUUAAAAUAACUCAGCGAUAUUACAUAGUGGAUGAUAAAACCUAAAGUGUCUAAGUACAAAUGUUUAAGUUCUAUUUUCUUAUAUUAAUGAUAUAUUUAUUUUUGUAUAUUAUGAAAAGCAGUUAUUAAUAAAGUGUAUAAAGUAAAAAUCUUAUAUCAGGGUUUUCUUUUUUUAAUGUAAUGCAACAUUACAAAUUGCCUCUUUUAGCUUGUUCCAACUCAAUGGCUUCAAAGAGGGCUUUGA
This is a messenger RNA of Acanthoscelides obtectus, 2166 nucleotides long. The record is from the annotation of a GenBank genome assembly. NCBI's taxonomy places the organism in Eukaryota, Metazoa, Arthropoda, Insecta, Coleoptera, Chrysomelidae.